ACUGGGGCCUUAGAGAUGGACCGCUGCCUUUCUCAGGUCUGCUCCAAACAACAUUAGGACCUCACAGGGAACAGGUGAGACUAACAGCUGGGACACCUGCCCCCUAGAGGCUGAGGACCCUGGCUGGGAAAGGUGAGUCAGUCCAGUGGGGACAGGGAAUCAGGAUCUGCAGAUCGAGUUCUACUUGCCCCGCCGCCCCACCCCCAACCCCCAUGUCAACUGAAGAAAACCUGGACCCGAUUCCUGACAGCUUCAUCCUGCAGCCGCCCGUCUUUCACCCGGUGGUUCCAUAUGUCACAACAAUUUUUGGUGGCCUACGUGCAGGCAAGAUGGUCAUGCUGCAGGGUGUGGUCCCUCUCCAUGCACGAAGAUUUCAGGUAGACUUCCAGUGUGGCUGCUCCCUCUAUCCCCGGCCAGAUAUUGCCAUCCACUUCAACCCUCGCUUCCACACCAUCAAGCCCCACGUCAUCUGCAAUACCCUCCAAGGUGGACUCUGGCAAAAAGAGGUCCGGUGGCCUGGCCUCGCCCUACAGAGAGGGGCAAGCUUCCUCAUCCUCUUUCUCUUUGAGGAUGAGGAGGUGAAGGUGAGUGUAAAUGGACAGCACUUUCUCCACUACCGAUACCGGCUCCCGCUGUCACGGGUGGACACCCUGGGCAUAUUCGGUGACAUCUUGGUGAAGGCUGUUGGAUUCCUGAAUAUCAACCCAUUUGUGGAGGGCAGCAGAGAGUAUCCAAUUGGAUAUCCGUUUCUGCUGUACAGCCCCAGACUGGAGGUGCCCUGCUCACACACUCUUCCUCGGGGUCUCUGGCCUGGACAAGUCAUCAUAAUUCGGGGCCUGGUCUUGCAAGAGCCAAAGCAUUUCACCCUGAGCCUAAGAGAUGGGGCCACCCAUGUUCCUGUGACACUCAGAGCUUCCUUCACAGACAGAACGCUGGCCUGGGUCUCCUCCUGGGGAUGCAGGAAGUUGAUCUCAGCCCCCUUCCUCUUUUACCCCCAGCGAUUCUUUGAGGUCCUGCUUCUGUGCCAGGAGGGAGGACUGAAGCUGGCGCUCAAUGGGCAGGGGCUGGGGGCCACCAGCCUGGACCAAAAGUCCCUGGAGCGGCUGCGGGAACUCCGGAUCAGCGGAAGUGUCCAUCUCUACUGUGUCCACUACUAAGAGGGUCCCAGGGGGACUCUAGCUGAGAAAAAAAGAGAGAUAGCUAGACCAGGACCCCAGAGGAUGGCCCCACUCUUUUGUCUACAUUAAACCGUAGACCUGUCAACAUCACCUCAGGCCUGGUUCCCAUCCAGGCCACAAGCUUGAGUCUUCAGGGCCAUUUGGCCCAACAUGAGGGAGGUAGGAUAUCAGGUGUGAAAAGUAUUCCAACUGUGCACCUCCCUCCACCAGGAGCCUGAAAUUCAGCUCCAUUGUCCUAGAGUGCACUCAGGAGCGAGACAGAUUUUAUAGCGUAACAAAGACACACCCACACAUACAUACACGGACAGGCAUGUGCAUAUGCACACACACACAAGCACACACACACAAGCACACACACACAAAGAAUUUGGGCAUUUAUUGCAUUUUAAUCUACCAGUUCUGGAGAAAAUAGCCCAGGUCCAUGUAGAAGCGCCUCACCCACCUUGAACACUUAGAGCCUGUCUUACUCAUCACUCCACCACUCCAUAAGCCAUGUGACUGAAACUCUAUCUAGGUCCAGCCACUGAAAAGGCAAAUCUGUCUGAUUUCACAAGCCCCAGGCCUGGGAUGAACACACACCAUCUAUGCUCACACUGCAUCUGCACUGUCACAAGCUUUUAUACCAAUAGGCCUAAUCACAAUCCAGUGAAACCAGAAGUCUAUAAGAAAGAUGGCUGAACAGCAACCCCUAAAGACCAAGGCUUCUGGGAGGGGUCCAGGUCAGAGGAGAGGACAAGGGGGUGUACCAGCCACUGGUGAGCAGCUCUCAAGGUAGAAGGAGAGGGAGGAAGACAGGCUACUCAGCAGAGAGCGAAGCCUAUGUUCUGCUUUACCCUCCUUAUAGUUUUAAAGUAAACCCUAAAAUUUCAUCGAGCAAAUUCUGUAUUUGCCUUCCAAAUUUUCUCAAUUGUUCUUAGCCCUUUAUUCUUCCACAAGAAUUUUUUUUUUUAAGACAAGAGUCUCACUAGG
Nannospalax galili (Upper Galilee mountains blind mole rat) is the source of this 2147-nucleotide messenger RNA. RefSeq names its product galectin 12 (gene Lgals12). Lineage: Eukaryota; Metazoa; Chordata; Mammalia; Rodentia; Spalacidae. The record is from RefSeq and is a predicted model, not a curated record. Gene Ontology annotation, biological process: intrinsic apoptotic signaling pathway; lymphatic endothelial cell migration. The transcript has 9 exons. Gene Ontology annotation, molecular function: lactose binding; integrin binding. Bases 213 to 1157 code for a protein of 314 amino acids.